AUGGGGAUAGCAGCCCCGUUGACGGCCACUGGAGGACUUCAAGCCAUAGCAUUUGCCACGUCAACACAAAUCGUCUAUCUCUCUGUGGACAGGCGGAAUAUUACGGGCAUCAUCUCUUCCGCACAAGAGGCUUUCGAGCGCCUCUUGUCAGGGAGAACGAAGACUCUUCUAGCCGGAUUCCAGAUGGCAUACAUUACUCUUCUUAUUUCGCGUGUCCUAGGUUGCUCUGUAAGAGGAGUAGACUUGGGUACUCUUUUCUCAAAGAACACCUGGGAACAAAAGUCCCCCUCGGCCCUGGUCCGACUGAAGGUUUGCCCCAAUGACCGGAUCGACCAGUUUAAGGUCGAUGGUCUGUGGGACGUAAUGGAAGAAUAUGAUAGAGACACUGCUUGCUUGCGGGCAUGGGUAUCGGCUUGUAUCGCACACGACAGUCUCUCGGAGAUUAAAGGCGCGAUUAAAGUGGACACCUCAUAUUUGUCUACUGAACAACUCGCGUGCCUGGCUAGGCUUUGCGUGGAAGUGCAUCACCUGCGCUCUCUGAGGCCUAGCGUAACCCAAAACGACAACGUGGAAGUCAAACAGGUGCAAGACGGCUACGAAGUGCAAAAUGCUAGAUAUAAGAACCGACUGCGGAAAAGCUACAGAACGUAUGUUGAGAUGGAGACGUCAACCGGCCGCAUUGUUACCGGCCGCGCUGUGCGUGCAGAAGGGCGACUGACACAGAUCAAAACAAGAGGGACGUACAGCGGUCCUGUGCAGAACAUUCGCGUAAUAGGAAGACAAGAACUGAACGCGGCGGAAAAGGCCUUGGAUCAGUUCCUACUUCAUGUCUUACAAGGGCAAUGGCUCUUGGAAGACUCGUACUUCAUCGACAAGAUCUGGUUUUCCAGGCAGUAUGAUAGUGGAACCGCUGAGCCUCUACUGCUUUGUACAAAUUCCGGAAUACAACUCAAUGCAUCUCAGCGUGAGGUUGUUUCUGCGAUGGUUGACGAUGAGAGCCCGAUUGUAGUGGCUCACGGACCUCCGGGAACUGGGAAAACUACCACCAUCUCGGUAGCAGUUAGCCAUUGGGACAACCUCAAAAAUUCUGUAUGGAUCGCCGCCCAGUCAAAUGUCGCUGUAAAGAAUAUUGCUGAGUCUCUGGCGAAGCUCGACGUCGACUUCCGGCUGAUUGUCUCAAAAGAAUUUUACGUCGAAUGGCAUGAACACCUCUAUGGUAAGGUAGAGGAACGUCUCAUCCGAUCGGACGAGAUGCCGGAAGAUCUUUGGGACGUGGAGAGGAUCUUUGGAGACACUUGUGUAGUAUUGUGCACUCUAAGUAUGCUCUCCAAUCCUGUGAUAGAGGAUCGUGGCAUCUUCUCUCUGGUACCACCUGAGAGGCUUGUCAUCGACGAAGCCUCUCAGAUAAAUAUCUCUGACUUCAUGCCGCUUUUCUACAAGUUUAAUUCACACCUCAUCAAGGUCUGCUUUUUUGGUGACCCAAAUCAACUUCCACCGUAUGGGCAAGAUCAGGUGCCAUUGAAAAGUGUCUUCGAGGUAGAUCAUCUUCGCCGGUCAGCACAUUUUCUUGCUAUUCAAUAUCGCAUGCCAGAACCAGUGGGACGUUUUAUCUCAAUGCACGUCUACAAUUCCAUGCUUCAGUCCGUGCAUGAUAUCCGAGACAUGUCCUGCGUGCGGUUCGUUCAUGUUGCACAUGGAUUCGAACGGAAAGCUGGGAAAAGUUGGCGUAAUAUACGGGAAGCCCAAACGGUGGUUCAUUUGAUUUCCCACUACUACAAGGAGAAGAAGUUCGUUGUAGUGUCCCCCUACGACGCGCAGCGGACGGAAAUCGAAAACCAGUUGAAAGCUGCCAAGCUGCCGUGGGAGCGCGUGUUUAACGUGGAUAGCUUUCAAGGAAACGAAGAUGACUACGUCAUCAUAUCUACUGUCCGCACAGACAGCCCAGGAUUCUUGACAUCAAAUAACAGAACGAAUGUGAUGUUUUCGCGGUGCAAGAAGGGCAUGGUGAUUGUCACCAACCGCACUUUCCUGAAAACGUCAGGUAGGGGCACCCUGAUUGCGAAGCUUGCCUCCCAUUGGGAAAGAAAUUAUGGUGAACAGCAAACGUGGGCAGAUUGGACGCUCGUGGCGGAGGGCAGGACGCACAUGCCCGGCAUUCUGGCUCGCGCCCCGAGGAGUCUGCCAGUAGGCAUAUCUAUUCCUGCUGCGGGAGUCCCAUUCUCCCAGUCCUUUUCUGUGGACCGGGACGAGGAAAGCGAGCUGUUGGGUACGCGGUCAAUUCUUUUCGGGUCGAUCUAUCAUUCCGGGCGAAGCUACUACAGUUCUUCGCCGGAACACCCUCUCAGCGCUCCGUCACGACCGCGCCCGGCGCUUGAUCUGGAAAAUGACUUCCCUCCUCUGCCCCGAUCUGCUCCUUCGAAUUCUGUCUAUCCCACGACAAUUCCCACUUUACGAGACUCGGUAUGGCGAGCUCGUUCAGGUUGGUCCGAGCAACGACAGACUCAGACUACUGCGCAAUCCUCAGUUGGUCGUCGCUCGGACUAUCCUGCAGUUCAGCAGCCAAGAGUGGAGGCAAGGCAACCAGAUCCGGGACCGUGGAUCAAGAGGAUGGGGAAUCGUGCUUCAGGUACGAACCGAGUUUCCAGUUCCAACACACCUUCGAAGCAGGCAAAGAAGAUGCAGCCCUCUAUGGGUUCUCAGCGUGUCCCGCACCCUCCGAGCUCUGGCCUAGGGGUCGAACGAGUAUCUGGCAGGGUGCUACGCAUUAUUAAUGGAACUGUGUACGUACCUCCUGCCGCGAAGGCGGUAACGAUAAAAAUCAGCGGUGGAGAUGGAGAUCGUGGUGCGCAAGAUACCCGCAGCCGUAAGAAGCGUCGUGCCAGGAGAAAGGGGACCACCGUGUUGUAG
Molecule: messenger RNA, 2907 nt
Organism: Sparassis crispa
Lineage: Eukaryota; Fungi; Basidiomycota; Agaricomycetes; Polyporales; Sparassidaceae
Product: putative ATP-dependent helicase
Exons: 11
Coding region: 1-2907 (968 amino acids)
Source: RefSeq, a predicted model, not a curated record